This is a messenger RNA of Thermothielavioides terrestris NRRL 8126, 2589 nucleotides long. RefSeq lists its product as uncharacterized. Gene Ontology annotation, cellular component: mitochondrion. The record is from RefSeq and is a predicted model, not a curated record. Gene Ontology annotation, molecular function: pyridoxal phosphate binding; magnesium ion binding; ATP binding. Gene Ontology annotation, biological process: biotin biosynthetic process. Lineage: Eukaryota; Fungi; Ascomycota; Sordariomycetes; Sordariales; Chaetomiaceae. The coding region runs from base 1 to 2589 and encodes 862 amino acids. The transcript has 4 exons.
AUGCGCCGAAUUCCGCCCGCUAGCUCUUUGCUAUGGCGCUCGCUGCGUGUGUACCAGGUCUACGGCGCCAACACCGAUGUCGGCAAGACUGUCCUCUCAACCGUCCUGUGCAAAGCCGCCCGUCGGCUCUGGCGCAAUGAGGAAACGGCAUUCCUCAAGCCCGUGUCGACGGGACCCGCUGAGGCUGCUGAUGACCGGCACAUUCGAAAGUUUGCGCCUGAGAUUGCAACCAAGACCCUCUUUCAGUACGACCUCGCUGUAAGCCCCCAUAUUGCAGCUCAGUCGUCCAAAAGGUCCAUCCCCUCCGACGAGGUCAUCCUCGAAGAGAUAGCGAGGUUCGCUGGCCAACAGGCGUCUCGUGGCCCCGGAUGGCUCUUCGUUGAGACCGCAGGCGGCGUCCAUUCGCCGUCUCCCUCGGGCUCGACCCAGGCAGAUAUGUACCGGCCGCUUAGGCUGCCCGUGGUUCUCGUCGGCGACAGCAAGCUCGGCGGCAUCUCGCAGACCAUCUCGGCCUUUGAAUCGCUCAAGGUGCGCGGCUACGACGUCGAGUCGGUGCUGCUGUUCCGCGAGGCCACAUACCAGAACCACCGCUACCUGAGCGACUACUUCGGACAGCGGCACGGGAUUCCGGUCAAGAGCCUGCCGGAGCCACCCAAGCGUGUGGAGGAUGCGGCUGAGGAUACUCUGAAGCUGUCGCGCUACUACGAGGAGAGCAGCCACAGCGACGAGAUGCGCGACGUCUUGGCUCACCUGGACGCCCGCCACAAAGACCGCAUCGCUCGGCUCGAGUCCAUGAGCGCCGCCGCGCACAAAACAAUCUGGUACCCGUUCACACAGCACAAGCACCUCACUCCGGAGAAGAUCACUGUCAUCGACUCCGCCCAGGGCGACUACUUCCAGACGCUGGCCCCGCCGCCGACGACGAGCACCGCCAGCACAACCGAAACCACACCACCACCACCACCAGCAGCACAACCCACCCCGAACCGUGAUGACCCCAACCCUCGCUCGCUCCUCCACCCCUCCUUCGACGGCUCCGCCUCCUGGUGGACGCAGGGCCUAGGCCACGGCAGCCCGCAGCUCGCGCUGGCCGCCGCCUACGCGGCCGGGCGCUACGGGCACGUCAUGUUCGCCGAGGCGGCGCACGAGCCGGCGCUGGCGCUGGCCGAGGCGCUGCUGCGCGGGCUGCGCGGCGGCGGCGGCAGCGGCGGCGGUGCGGGGGGUAAUAACCGUCGGCUCGCGCGCGCGUUCUUCUCGGACAAUGGCAGCACCGGUGUAGAGGUCGCGGUUAAGAUGGCGCUGCGGGCUGCGAGGGGGCGGUAUGGCUGGGAGGGGAGAGGGAAGACGGGGGAGGGGAAGGUUGGCGUGUUGGGGCUGCGCGGGAGCUACCAUGGGGAUACGAUCGGGGCCAUGGAUUGUUCGGAGCCGGGGGUGUUUAAUGAGAAGGUGGAGUGGUAUGAGGGGAAGGGGUUUUGGUUUGCGUAUCCUGUGGUUGAGUAUCGGCGGGGCGAGUGGGUGGUGGAGGUGCCCGAGGAGAUGCGCCAUCUGUGUGGCGGCCGCGAGAGGUUCCGGUAUUCCUCGCUGUCUGCGGUCUUUGACGUCGUCACGCGCGAGCAAGGACAGCAGGGGCGGAUUUACGAGCAGUUCAUCACCGCUACGCUGGAGCGGCUAGCGGCUCAGGGACGGAAGUUUGGCGCGCUCAUGCUCGAGCCUGUCGUACUCGGGGCUGGGGGGAUGCUGUUGGUCGACCCGCUCUUCCAGCGUACCCUCGUCAAGGUCGUCCGCCGGAGCGCACACCUCCUCGGCGGCAGCGGCUCGCCGCGCACCGAUUCGCUCCCGGCCGCCGACGACGACGACGACGGCAGCACCUGGACCGGCCUACCCGUCAUCUUCGACGAGGUGUUCACGGGCCUCUACCGGCUGGGCCGCUUCAGCGCGGCGUCGUUCCUCGGCGUCGACGCGGACGUCUCGGUCCACGCCAAGCUGCUGACCGGCGGGCUCGUGCCGCUCAGCGUGACGCUCGCGUCCGAGAGCAUCUUCGCCGCCUUCGAGAGCGACGACAAGAGCGACGCGCUGCUGCACGGCCACAGCUACACCGCGCACGCGGUCGGCUGCCAGGUCGCGCUCGAGACCGUCAGGGAGAUGCAGCGGAUGGAGGCGUCCGGCGCGUGGGACUGGGCGCGGGCGUGGGCUGCGCGUGAGCAGAGCGGCGCGGCGACGGGCGAGACUCCUUCUCAGAGCCUCGCUGCGCCGCGAGACCUUGUCUGGUCAGUGUGGAGCCCGGAGUUCGUUUCCUGGGCGGGCCAGCUGCCGGAGGACUUCAUGGGCGGCGUCUGGGCUCUCGGGUCGGUGCUGGCACUUCGACUUGCCAGCGUCGAUGGCAGCCAAGGGUACAAGGGCAGCGCCGCGAAAGCUGUCCACGCGGCGCUGCUUCAGGGCCGGCCGGGUGAUGGCCGUUGGAACGUACAUAGCCGGGUGUUGGGCAACACUCUGUAUCUCAUGGCGGGCCAGAAGACGACGCAGGCCAGCAUCGAAGGUGUGGAAGCCUUGUUGCGCGGGGCGCUGCUGGAGGCUCAGGCUGCGAGGUAG